Varanus komodoensis (Komodo dragon) is the source of this 7628-nucleotide messenger RNA. RefSeq names its product polycystin 1 like 2 (gene PKD1L2). Gene Ontology annotation, biological process: detection of mechanical stimulus. Gene Ontology annotation, cellular component: membrane. The record is from RefSeq and is a predicted model, not a curated record. NCBI's taxonomy places the organism in Eukaryota, Metazoa, Chordata, Lepidosauria, Squamata, Varanidae. Gene Ontology annotation, molecular function: protein binding; calcium channel activity; calcium ion binding. The transcript has 43 exons. The coding region runs from base 1 to 7422 and encodes 2473 amino acids.
AUGAAGCUUCUCCUCGUAAUUCUUGCAUUCUUCAUUCCCUGCUCGACCACAGAGGACUUACCCCUUGCACAGGGGAUACCUUGUUCAAAAUAUCAAGUGUCUUUCAAUAAUUCCUGCUAUGAGUUUGUGAGAUUCCAGCGUACUUUUACCGGUGCCCAGAGUUGGUGUGAGCGGGGAGGCGGUCAUUUGGUCUUCAUUGAGAAUGAAGCAACCCAAGCGUUCUUAGAGGAACACAUCUCGGAGGACAAGGAAUGGUGGAUUGGAAUAACCUCUAGUUCCUCUUCAAAUGAAACUGCUGAAGGGUCCAUGAUUUGGCUGGAUGCCUCAAACAUUACCUACAGCAAAUGGCACCAAGAUCCCGUCUCGGUCCUUGCGUCGUCAUGCGGCUACAUCCUGAAGAACUCUGGGUAUGAGUGGGGCGUAACAGAGAACUGCAGCCAGGAGUUUGACUUCAUUUGCGAGUUUGAAUCAGGCCAAAGCAUUGCGUGCGACAACUUUAAUGCCACGGUGCAGUGUGGCUCUGGAGAGGUAAUCCAGAUUGGAGACAGCUUCUAUGGACGGAAAACGCCUCACUACUGUGUAUUGGAGACUGCCCUGCAGUUUGAUGUUGAAGAGGAAUGCAGCUGGAUCAGCGUAAAGGAUGAAGUGGCAGGGCAGUGUCAUGGACUCCAAGCCUGCCAAGUAGCAGCUGAUGGGACCUUUUUUGGAGACCCGUGCCCGGGUUUGGGAAGCUACCUGUCGAUUCAGUACCACUGCAUGGAAGGUUUGCAGCUGAAUGUAACCGAGACAAGCUUUGUCUUUGAAAAUAUCACCAUAUCCUUGAAAUGGCUGCUCCUGCCUUACUCGGGCAACCUCUCCUGCAUCGUUAGCACUGGAGACGGAAACACUGUCGAUCCCUAUUACCCGCCAUCCUCCUCCAGCAACAUGACCCACCAAUACACGUCUCCCGGCGAAUUCACCAUCUUUGUGGAAUGCACGACCAGCGAAUGGCAUGUGACAGCUCAAAAGCUGAUGACUGUCCGAGACAAAAUGGACACGCUGACCGUCACCGGGUGCUUCAGCAGGAAUGAGGCAGGGAACAGCUCUUCCUGCAGGACCGCGUAUGAGGAACCCUUGAGCAUUCAGGUGGAACUUGACGGAGGAAGUGGAGUAACCUACACUGUGCUAGCUGGUAACAAGACUCUGAUGGAGUCGAGUGCCAAGAGGGGACUUCUUCCUCAUAAUCUGACCUUGGAUGGUGAGACGCAGCGGCUGAUAGGUCCUGGGAUGCAUCCGCUGAAAAUUGUUGCCUCCAGCAACACCACAGAAUCAGAAGUUAUGGAAAUGCUCACAGUCCAUUUUAUUGAGCCCAUCUCUGAUCUACAAGCCAGAUUAACCUCCUCCUCUGUGGAAGUGGGAGAUGAUUUGCAGAUAGAAGUCUCUGCAAAGCAUGGGGCCCCUGAAAAACUGAGGUUCGAGGUGAUUGGGCUGAAUGAAACAUUUUCCCAUUUGGAGGAUGGCCCUGAAGAAGAAACCAGAACAUACAGGAUCCCAGUGAAGUUUGAAGGUACCUUUCUGGUCAAGGUGUUUGCAAUGAAUGCCUUCUCCAACAUGAGCAUUGAUGUAGGAACUGUCACUGUGUCAUCUAACAGUUCUGCUAAAGAAGGUAAGACAGAAAAUGAAGAGCAAUCCAAUGCCUAUGCUAAAAGAAAAGAUGAGAAAAGGAAAAACAGGAUGUACGUUAAGCCCAGCCGUCACGCUGGUCUCUUCACACCCAUUACUCUGGGCUGGCCGGAUGAAACUAGCAACAACUCGCUCUACUCAUGGUCUUGUGGCUCCUGCUGGCCUGAGUGGUCUGAAUGCAUCCGGAAGCGAUCGAUCCCUACAGACCAAAGGGAGAUCCAAAUCCCACAUGCCUGUUUACCACCUCCCAGCUCAGCAGUGACUGUUAAAGUUACAGUGAAGAACAAAGAGCAGGAGGAGGAACAGGACGAGCAGUGCCUCUACAUAACAGCCAAGCGUGAGCUGAGCAUUCAGAUCAGCUGCAAGACGAAUUGCAAGAAGCCGGUGAAUGCCACUGAAGACGUCACACUCCGCGUCUCUUCAGGGGAAGACUCAAAAGCGAUCCUCUACAAAUGGUAUUUAGAUCACACGUUCCAGAGCAAGCUCAGUCCACUUCCACCAAGCUGUACCUUGAAUGGUUUUCCUCAGAGUUCCCUCAUGUUGCUUCAGAGUAACACAACCACGCUGGUGCUGAACACGUCUUUCUUGCAAACACAAAGAGAAGCCUUUAGAAUCAAAGUAACAGUGACGAGUGAGCGCAAAUAUGGCGAAGAGAGCUACGUUGUCAGCACUGUGCCACCCCCAGCGGUUCCGGCGUGCAGCGUGUCUCCUGCACAAGGAUCGGUGCUCACCAGCUUCUCUGUCUCCUGCCGCUACUUCUGCCUCGUGGACAAGUGUGCUGCCAUCGGCGGCUCCUCACUCACAUUCUGUUUCUAUCUGGAGCCAAAUUCACUCCUACACUGUGGACCAGAUCCGGCUCUCUCUUCAGUUUACCUUCCACCUGGACAAGAGGAAGACGACUUUCUUCUGCAGAUUAGCAUUGCAGUAAGCAACGGCUACGGGGACACCGUUCACACCAACGCCACUGUCAGGGUUACGGAUGAGGAUAUAAGCAGUGGGAACCAGACCUUGCAGGCCAUUAUUUCGGAAAAAUCAAACGCCAUCCUGAAAGGAGAGAACAGCAGCAUGUCCCUGUUCCAGUUGUACAAGUCAAUCUCUUCCGUCCUCAAUCAAGAGACGAAGGAAGACAGUGUCGUUUCCUCUCUGCAGGCAGACGCACGGAAAGAGCUGAGAGAGCUCAUGCUGACCACCCUCUCCACUGUUGACGUGACAUCGAUGCAGACCGCUCUGAAGAUGUCAGAGGUGCUCCAAGAUAUCACUUACCGGAGCGAGGAGCUUUCUUCCUCGGCACAGGUGGAAGCCAGUCAUACUCUGAAAAGUGUCAGUGAGUCCUUGCUCGCUGUGAAUAAAGCGGAUGUCAAAAGUGACCUGGGGCGAAAGGAGGCCGCUGGCUACCUAUUCAAUGCCAUGAGCAAUGUCCUUGAAGCCCCUGUGCAGAACAGAACAGAGGCCGAGCAGAUUUUGGUAUCACAGAGGCUUCUAACGGCUGCUGAAAACCUCCAAAGCGCUCUCCUGAUCGGUAAACUGCCUGACACGGAACCCAUGGUGCUCGCAACUCCCUCUGUGGCCAUGUACAUCAACAGGCUACAGACGGACAACGCAGGCGGCACAUCCAUUACUAUUUCCAACUCCGGUGCUGCCAGCUUCACUCUGCCAUCUGCCUCUUCCCUCCACAUCUCGGGAGACAGUGAUGACAUGGUGGACAUUCGGAUGAUGAGCUUUGCGGUCAAUCCCUUUUCCUCCAGUGACAAUUUUGAUAUUAAUGGAAUUGUGGGAGGCCUCAGCCUCACCAGCCUGGAUGGAUCAGUAAUUCCGGUUCAUAACCUUAUGGAAAACAUUGAGAUGCUGCUGCCACGGAGUUCGCCAGUCCAAGAAGAGAGGAAUGUGUUGCGUCUGAGAGAUUCCGGCGCUCUCCAAGUCAAUGUGACCUCAGUAAAUGCAUCACUAGUGAUCCAUCUGGAGCUGGACCAAAACAUUCCACUUAUCUUAUAUUUGGGAUAUGGCUAUCAUCCCAAUGAGACUAGCUAUGACUUGAUGAUACAUCUUCCUCACAACAGAAAACCUGGAGCUGAAGUAUAUUCCUGGAUUCUCCACCCACAAGACCUGGUUUUUGGAGAAGGGACUUACUAUGUCACAGUGAGACCAGAAACAGCAGUGGAGCACAUGGUUCCCGGAGACACGAAUGUUUCUGUCACUUUUUUUGCAUCUCAGUGUGCAUUCUGGGACAUGCAUGAAGGGAACUGGAAUGGUUAUGGUUGUCAGGUGGGCCCCGAGACGACCCCGGAGAGUACGCAGUGCCUCUGCAAUCACCUGACAUUCUUUGGGAGCACCUUCUUUGUGUUACCAAACACCAUCGAUGUUAGCAAAACGGUGGAGUUGUUUGCCACGUUUGUGGACAACCCGGUGGUGGUGGUGACUGUGGGAUGCAUCUUUGUUGUGUACUUGCUAGUUCUGAUCUGGGCCAGAAGAAAAGACAUCGAAGACGAUGCCAAAGUGAAGAUAACAGUUUUGGAGGACAAUGACCCUUUUGCUCAGUAUCGUUACCUGGUGACUGUUUAUACUGGACACCGCCGAGGGGCAGCUACAACCUCCCAGGUGACCCUCACUUUGUAUGGCCAGGAAGGAGAGAGCGAGCCGCACCACCUGGUAGACCCCGGGAAGACAGUCUUUGAGCGAGGAGGGGUGGAUGUCUUCCUGCUCUGUACACUCUUUCCUCUGGGGGAACUGCAGAGCAUCAGAUUGUGGCACGAUAAUUCAGGAGGCAGCCCAUCCUGGUAUGUCAACCAUGUGCUGGUCCAUGAUGUUGCCACAGAUCAGAAGUGGUAUUUCCUCUGUAAUUCCUGGCUGUCCAUUGACAUUGGAGAUUGCGUCCUGGAUAAGGUGUUCCCAGUAGCUACAGAGAAGGACAUGAAGCUCUUCAGCAAUCUGUUCUUUAUGAAGACCUCCAAGGGCUUCCGUGAUGGGCAUAUCUGGUACUCCAUUUUCAACCGCUCUCCACGCAGCUCCUUCACACGUGCCCAGAGGGUGUCGUGCUGCUUCUCACUGCUUCUGUGCACCAUGUUGACCAGCAUCAUGUUCUGGGGGGUGCCCAAGGAUCCCGCAGACCAGAAAAUGGACUUAGGGAAGAUCGAAUUUACGUGGCAGGAGGUGAUGAUCGGCUUCGAAAGCUCGCUGCUCAUGUUCCCCAUCAACCUGCUCAUUGUGCAGAUCUUCAGGAACGCCCGCUGCCCACCUCACAAGGAGAAGAGGCCAGGGAAGAGUGGGCGGGUGUCCCCUGACCUCCCCCCGCAGCUGAAGGAGCAGAGUGUGCCGCUCACGCCUGAAGCGGUCAUCAAGGAUAUUAGACGAAUUGCCAAUUCCCUCUUCAAAACCUUCAGGGCUCCUCUGCCUUCCUCCGAACAUGAUUUUGGUAAAUCAACUGACAUCAACAAGCUUCUGGCCAUGGUAGAGGACAUCAUCUGCCAGCAGAACAGGUUUGGACAUGAAUUUUACGAUGAGAACAAGAAGAAGGAUGACCCGAUUAUUAUCACACUCGGCCUGGUAGAGUUACAAGAAAAAACAAAGACCCCAACUCUGGAGAAAGGAGUCGAAGAAAGGCUGAAACAUCGAGGCUACAACCGUUGCCUCUACACCCAACUGCAACAUGUGGAGCUGGAACUCACGCUGCUGGGGCCGCACAGGUUCCAAAACCCGCAGAGCUAUUUGCAGGCCGUGCGGCAGGUGCAGCACAUGAAGGACUUCCUGGAAAGCCACCAGUCGUCCGCAGCAUCCGGCAGCGGGAGAACCUCACCAAGUCCCAGCCUUGCAGAGAAUGUUAAGAAGGAAGCAUCAUCCAAAGGCCUGCCCUGGUGGUUUGUCUUCAUUGGUUGGUUCCUGGUGGCCAUCACCAGCGGUGUGUCUGGAUUCUUCACCAUGCUGUACGGGCUGCAUUAUGGCAAGGACAAUUCCAUCAAGUGGCUCAUCUCCAUGGGCAUCUCCUUCUUUGAGAGCCUGUUCAUCACACAGCCAUUAAAGGUUCUCGGGUUUGCUGCUUUCUUUGCUCUGGUUCUGAAAAAGGUGGAGCAGGAAGAUGAAGCGCAUACAUCUCUCGAAGGUCCCUUGUCUGCUCCAGGUGACUCAAACCUGAUCUUUGGAGCCCGUCGGGACAGUGGGAGCCACAACUACCAGCCUCCCCCUGCCGCCGACAUUGAGAAAAUGAAGAGCAACUACAUCAAAGAACAGAAAGCGUUUGCCCUGAUUAAAGAAAUACUGGCCUACCUGGUUUUCUUGUGGAUGUUGCUUUUGGUCGCCUACGGACAACGAGAUCCUAACUCCUAUUUCCUCAAUAAACACAUUGAAAGCAGUUUCACAGAUGGAUUCCAAGACAUCUUAAGUUACCAGGAUUUCUUUAAAUGGGCCAGAACAACCUUAAUUAACAAUUUAUAUGGCUCAUAUCAAGGCUUUAUCACAGAUGGCAACUCCAAGCUGGUGGGCAGCGCACGAAUUCGCCAGGUGCGAGUGAGGGGCAACACCUGUCCAAUAGCUCCGAAACUGCAGUCAACAACUGGAGAAUGCCACGCUGCUUACUCCUUUGACACUGAAGACAUGGCGGACUACGGAGCGCGGUGGAACAUCUCUUCUCUCGAUAAUACCUCGGAGCUCAGUUCCGCAUGGCAGUAUCAGGGCCAGUCCAAGCUGAGAGGACAGGCAACCUGGGGCAAGCUGGCUGUCUACAGAGGUGGAGGAUACGUGGUUCACCUGGGGACGGAUUCUUGCAACGCCUCCAGAAUUCUGCAAUACCUCUUUAACAAUACCUGGCUGGAUACCUUCACGAGAGCCGUAUUCAUUGAGUUCACCGUCUACAACGCUAAUGUAAACCUCUUCUGCAUUGUCAGCCUCAUGUUUGAAACCAGUGCUUUAGGGGCCUUCUUCAUGCGGGCAGAACUGCAGAGUGUCCGGCUUUAUCCAUAUACAGAUAGUCUGCAUAUCUUUGUGGUAGCAGCUGAAGUAAUCUAUUUCCUCUUUGUUGUCUACUAUAUGGUGGGACAGGGGAAGCUCAUGUGGACUCUGAGAUGGAAUUACUUACACAGCAAGUGGAACCUUCUGGAGCUUGCCAUCAUUUUGCUCAGCUGGAGUGCCCUGUCAGUGUUUGUCAGGCGGACAAUCUUGGGUUUACGGGACAUCAGUUACUAUCAGGAGCACAAAGAUGAGUUUGCAAACUUCAGCCAGACGGCGACUGUUGAUGCAGUGCUGGGCUACCUGAUUGCCUUCUUGGUGCUCCUCUCCACCGUGAAGCUCUGGCAUCUCCUGCGGCUGAACCCCAAGCUGAACAUGAUCACCUCGACCCUGAGGAGGGCCUGGGGGGACAUUUCAGGGUUUGCAACUGUGAUCAUAAUCAUGUUCCUUGCCUACUCCAUAGCAGCAAAUUUGAUAUACGGUUGGAAGCUGAACACUUACAAGACGCUGUUCGAUUCAGCGGAAACCAUGGUUAGCCUUCAGCUAGGGAUCUUUAACUAUGAAGAGGUCUUGGACUACAAUCCCGUUCUAGGCUCCUUCCUAGUUGGCUCCUGCAUAAUUUUCAUGACAUUCGUGGUGCUGAAUCUCUUUAUUUCUGUGAUCCUCGUUGCUUUCAGUGAGGAGCAGAAACAUUAUCAGGCAUCAGAAGAGGAAGAGAUAGUUGACCUAAUGUUGAAGAAAAUUUGCAGUUUCUUUGGAAUUAAGUACAAAAAUGAUCACAAACCACCCUGUGAGAUGCCUUUGGAAGAAACCAUGAACAACUAACAAGCUGUUGGCCAGUCACCUCCCUCUUCAAUUUACAGUUGCUUAAAUUGCCUUUAAAUAUUGUGGUUUCCAUGUUUGAGACAUGCUAUGGCAAAAAGCAGGCCCUUUUCCAGGAUCCUGCCCUCUCUUCAUUGUAUGCAAGAAUGUAUCCUUAAUCCUGUAUUGAAAAUACAGAAAUGAGUAUAAAAGUCAUGUCUCCUGCUUGU